Molecule: messenger RNA, 630 nt
Organism: Acanthamoeba castellanii str. Neff
Lineage: Eukaryota; Discosea; Longamoebia; Acanthamoebidae
Product: Sel1 repeatcontaining protein
Exons: 5
Molecular function (GO): protein binding
Source: RefSeq, a predicted model, not a curated record
GGCGCCCUCUACAAUCUCGGUGCUCGGUCAGACAUCAAGGUGGCUGCUGACGUGGCGGUUCACGUGGCCAGGGUGUGUUAUCGUAAUGGCGUGGGGAUGUAUCCCGAUCUUCUCAAGGCUGCCGAGCUCUACCAGAAGGCUUGCGACCAAGGUCAUGCCAUGGCCCAGUACACCCUGGGCAAGCAGUGCAUGAGCGGCCGCGGCAUUCCUCAGGACGUCCACAAGGCCAUCGAGCUUUACGGCAAGGCAGCGGAGCAGGGCUACAAGCGGGCUCAGUUCAGGCUCGGCCGCGUCUACGAGAAUGGAAUGCCAUCGGCCAACAUCCCCAAGAACCCCGCCAAGGCCGCCGAAAUGUAUCAAAUGGCCUACACGCACAAACACGGCGAGGCGUGGAAGGCAUUGCGUCGCAUGCUUAGGCGCGAGUUCGUCGAAGAGCGGAUCGAGCUCCUGGUGCCCACGCUCUACGAUCUGUGCUGCCUGUUCCUCGUCGAGCGCGAGAACGUGUUCCUGCGGCGCAACAACCGCCUGCGCGACGAGGAAGAGGGUAUCGGCAAGAAGGAGAGCGACGAGAUCAAGAAGGCCAACAAGGCGCAUACGACGCGGACGUCGGCCAGACACCACGCGCACGAC